Gastrolobium bilobum is the source of this 1896-nucleotide messenger RNA. RefSeq names its product probable leucine-rich repeat receptor-like protein kinase At5g49770. The record is from RefSeq and is a predicted model, not a curated record. Gene Ontology annotation, molecular function: ATP binding; protein kinase activity. Gene Ontology annotation, biological process: protein phosphorylation. NCBI's taxonomy places the organism in Eukaryota, Viridiplantae, Streptophyta, Magnoliopsida, Fabales, Fabaceae. Bases 1 to 1896 code for a protein of 631 amino acids. The transcript has 11 exons.
AUGAAUCCCAUUGGUUUGUCCCUCCUCUUCCUCCUUUCUCUGGCACUUGUCUCGAUUGUUAUAGGCCAAGAAAGAGCACCCCAUGGGCUUGUAUACGAGAAUCCUGAAGCUUUUCCACCAUCAGCAUAUAACUUUUUUCAUCCCAAUGUAAGAAAGCCCGAAACCACCAAAGACCCAUGUACUAUAUCCAAAUGUUCACCCUUUCCUUUAGCAGCUCAAGUGGAAGCUACUCAAGUUCAUCACAACAAAGCCUCCACAUCCGAGAGAAGUAGAAAAAAAUUGGGAGCUGGUGGUGUAGCGGGCAUUGUCUUUGGUGUUGCUUUUGUUGUGCUUUUAGCUAUGAGUGUGUACCACACAAGGGUAAUUGAGGAUGAUAAUUCUGAAAAGCAUAGGGACAUAAAGAUUCCUUGGGAAUAUUUUGGAAUUUGGAAUUGCAUUUCUCAACCGGGGGAAAUUUGUGUAUUUAACAAAGUUCAAAAGAAACCAGCAUUUUCACCUGUCCAUUUCAAUGAAGACAACCUGUUUAAAGCGUUUUUUACACAUUUCUUAAAUGCAGCUGAGGCUUUGUUCACUUUCAAGGAUUCACUUGACAGUCCACAGCAAUUCAGAUGCAGCAUUGUGAAAUAUCCAUGUCAAAAGCAAUGGCCAUGUCUUGACUGCUAUAAACUAAAAGAUCCAGGUGUAAUAACAGCAAAGAUAGAUGGGAAUAAUGACAUUCCAACACUUACACCUCUUCAAGAAGCUCAAGUUGACAAACAAGGAGGAAGAAGGGAUGCCCUCAUAGUUGGUGUUGUUGUUUCUGCCUUAGUUGUCAUUGUCAUUGUGGUGAUUGUUUAUAUCUGCUUGAUGAGGGUCAAAAGAUUCAUAAGGCAAACAUCUGAGAGUGCUUCUUCUAUGCCAUCUCCAACUGUUGAAAUGGGAAGUGGCAACAACUCGCAUUAUGUUAAUGCUUUCUCUCCACAUUAUUGCCAGAACACAAGGCAGUUAACAAUUUUGGAACUAGAACAAGCUACAGGAAAUUUUAGUGAGAGCAAUAUUAUAGGUGAAGGUAGAUUUGGUUUUGUUUAUAAGGGUUUGCUUCAAGAUGGGUCUAUUGUGGCUAUAAAAAGGCGCCUAUUUGCUCUGACACGGGAUUUCAUACCUGAGGUGAAGCAGAUAGCUGACAUCCACCACAUCCAUCUUGUCAAGCUUAUAGGCUAUUAUGAAGAUAGCUAUCAACAAUUACUUGUGCAUGAAUAUCUCCCUAAUGGCAAUGUAGGGAAUCACCUAUAUGACAGUGAAGGUUUACCAAUUGGAAGGUUAGACUUGUGGAGAAGGUUAUCCAUUGCUUUAGGCACGUCCAAAGGACUAGAACAUCUUCACAGUUUGGUCCCUCCUUUGGUUCACACAAAUUUUAGAACUAGCAAUGUUCUGUUAGAUGAAAAUUAUAAUGCCAAGGUUUCUGAUUAUGGAUUGUGCAAAUUGCAAACAAAAGUUGAUCAGGCUGGUUCAUCUUCAAAUGUAGAUUGCUUUCUUGACCCAGAGUUCAGCUUAUCACAAAACUAUUCGGAGCAGAGUGAUGUAUACAGCUUCGGGGUCUUCUUACUAGAGUUGAUUAGUGGCUGUGAAGCACAUAACAGAAACAUGUCAAACCCCGAGGAAAAUCUAGUAUUCCAGGCAAAAAAUAGCAAUGGCUUGGACAAGUUUGUUGACAUAACGCUAGGAGACCAUGAAAGGCAUGCUGCUAGACGAAUGAUGAAGUUGGCGUUGCUAUGUGUUGAUGUGACUUUUAGAAGACCAUCAAUGGCGCAAAUUGUGCAAGAACUGGAGCGGAUUCAAAGAGAAAUUGCUCCUUUGUGUUGUCAAGUUAACGAGGAGAUUGGUGUGGUCACUCUUGGAAGUGAACUCUUCCAAUAA